CUAACUGAUAGGUAACGUAAGGGAACCGCAAAGUAAAAGUUCAAAAAAUGCCGCUAUAAAGACAAUUUUAAUGUAAUGUAAUGUUUUUCCAGGAAGAUAAAAUAAUAAAUACGAUAUAGGCUCAAAUAAUAUGAGUAAGCGUAAAAAUCCAUCUGAUAAUGAUAAUCUCAACGCAGAUUUUUGCGAAUUCUUAAUGGAAUUGGCAGAUUACGAGAAGAAUGUAAGUCGUAAUAUUCAUAAAUUCAACGCAUACAAAAAAGCGGCUAGUGUUUUAGCUUCGCAUAGUAAAAGAAUUCAAUCGGGAGAAGAAGCUAAAAAAUUAAAUGGCAUUGGAGAAAAGAUUUCCAAAAAAAUUGAUGAAUUUUUGAAUACAGGAAAACUGAAAAAGUUGGAUGAUAUACAUAAUGACGAGAAUGCUCAGAUUAUUAGCUUGUUGACACGAGUAUCGGGUAUUGGACCGGUAAAAGCGGCUGAUCUUCUGAAUAUGGGUAUAAAAUCAAUAGAAGAUUUACGAAAUAAUAAAAAUAAACUUAACCAUCAUCAAAUUAUUGGUUUAAAAUACUUUGAAGACUUUGAAAAGAUGAUCCCGAGAUCAGAGGUUCGAGAAUUAGAAAAUGUUAUUACAAAAGAAAUUCAAAAUUUGGAUCCUCAAUUUACUAUAACAAUUUGUGGCAGUUAUAGACGGGGAAGAUCUGAAAGUGGUGAUAUUGAUGCCCUCAUUACUCAUCCCUCACUUAAAUUAGGAGGCAAUAAAAAUAAAUGUCAUGAAAAAUUAUUAAAGGAUAUAAUAACGGCUUUAAAGGGAUGCAUUACAGAUGUCAUAUCAAUGGGUGAAACAAAAUUUAUGGGAGUGUGUCGUUUAUCCAACAACCAUCCGUUUCGUCGUUUAGACAUACGUCUUAUUCCUAAAGAGCAGUAUUAUUGUGCUGUUUUAUACUUCACUGGGAGUGAUGUCUUUAACAAAAAUAUGCGGUCGCAUGCUCUUGAGAAAUCUUUCACUCUAAAUGAAUAUUCACUAAGGCCCAUUGGAGUCACUGGAAUUCCAGGUGAACCAGUGCAAAUAGAAUCAGAAGAAGAAAUUUUUGACUACAUUGACUACCCUUACCAGAAGCCAGAAGAUAGAAAUAUGUAAAAUAUAUGUUCUAAAUUAUUGUUGUUAUAAAUAUAUGAUGUAAUACU
This is a messenger RNA of Vanessa atalanta (red admiral), 1179 nucleotides long. RefSeq names its product DNA polymerase beta-like. The coding region runs from base 131 to 1132 and encodes 333 amino acids. The record is from RefSeq and is a predicted model, not a curated record. Gene Ontology annotation, cellular component: nucleus. The transcript has 5 exons. Lineage: Eukaryota; Metazoa; Arthropoda; Insecta; Lepidoptera; Nymphalidae. Gene Ontology annotation, molecular function: DNA binding; DNA-directed DNA polymerase activity. Gene Ontology annotation, biological process: double-strand break repair via nonhomologous end joining.